GUUCUAUCCACACACCCGAUCUCCUUUUUGCCCGCGUUCGUUUAACAUUCAAUCGAUUUCUAGAAACGGAAUUCCUCCCGACGCUGUCACCUACUUGAUAACUCUUUGCAUUUGUCCUUCGGCAACAACUCAGAAAUCAUGCUGGAGGGCGAUCACAUCACACGAAGACGAAGGGUCGAUAAUUCUAAAAGGAGGACAGACAAUAUAGACGCUUUCUCCGCCAAAGGCCUGGCAGCAGAAGAGUCUUUCAGCGACAUAGAAGAUUCGAUAAAUCAACAUGAGGAGCGAAGAGAAAUUGGGUCAAGCUUGGGUGGUAUCAUGAGUGCCGUAACACUCGUGAACUUCACCGACUGGACAAAUAUAGUUCUGAUGGUUUCGUUGAUAUUUGGUGGCUGCUGUGCUAAUGUAUUUGCCCUAGAAGCCAUUAUCAAAGAUCAACCUACGUCGGGUUCUUUAAUAACUUUUGCUCAGUUUAUACUGACUGCACUGUUUACCUUGCCUAGUUUCAUGUCGCUGUCUGCUGGGCCCCGGUCCUUAUUCAUUGGUCCAAGAGCUAUCCCCUUGAGGUCGUGGCUCAUAUAUACGGCCUUCUUCGUGACCGUGAACCUUCUCAACAACUGGGCCUUCGCUUACAAAAUCUCCGUACCAUUGCAUAUAAUACUGAGAUCUGGUGGGCCGGUUGCAUCCAUGAUAGUUGGCUAUCUCUUUAACUCCAAGAGAUACUCACCAGGCCAAGUCUUGGCAGUGGUGAUGCUUACUCUGGGUGUCGUCACUGCAGCGUUAGCAGAUGCUCAUGUUAAGGGUCAGCCUAUUGAUCUCGGAAGCGAAGGCACCGAAGUCAGAUUUACUCAAACUUUGAUCGGUUUUACUAUACUCGCCCUUGCAAUGGUUCUUUCCGCUUUUCAGGGGAUUUAUGCAGAUCGCUUGUAUGAAGCGUACGGCCGAAACCAUUGGAAGGAGGCACUCUUCUAUUCGCAUACGCUGUCGUUACCACUCUUCAUACCAACAUAUUCGCAUCUCCUAACCCAGUGGCAUGCUCUUUUCUUAUCGCCGCCAUUGCUUUCUAAAGUGGCCGCGUUCACGACAGAGGGUGGCCCUUCAAAUACGACCUUUCCCAAGGUUGGAGGUCUUGCUGCCACAACAACAUUCCCUUUCGGAACCAGCGCAGGCCCGCUUUGGGGGUCUUUCCGAGAUUCUCACCUAGCUCCUUUCUUGGCCAUGGUACCAAUGCGGAUGGUCUACCUUCUGAUGAAUGCAUUGACGCAAUAUCUUUGUAUUCGCGGGGUCCAUUACCUCUCAGCAAAAUCGUCUUCCUUGACUGUUACUAUUGUACUGAACAUCCGGAAAUUGCUCUCGCUUGUCUUAUCCAUCUAUUUGUUUGGCAAUGACCUCGCACUAGGUGUGCUCGUUGGUGGGUUCCUGGUGUUCUCAGGCGGGGCAUUGUAUGGCUUUGAGGGUGCGCGGUUGAGGAGAAAUAUAAAGAAGGACUAG
Molecule: messenger RNA, 1491 nt
Organism: Aspergillus steynii IBT 23096
Lineage: Eukaryota; Fungi; Ascomycota; Eurotiomycetes; Eurotiales; Aspergillaceae
Product: putative UPD-GlcNAc transporter (Mnn2-2)
Exons: 4
Coding region: 139-1491 (450 amino acids)
Biological process (GO): transmembrane transport
Cellular component (GO): endoplasmic reticulum membrane; Golgi membrane
Molecular function (GO): UDP-N-acetylglucosamine transmembrane transporter activity
Source: RefSeq, a predicted model, not a curated record